CAGCCGGAGAAAUUUCAGAGCCGCUAAGCAAGGAUGCUCGGAGACCGCACCUCGCGUGGACGCAUCGCAGGGGAGGGUGGCUGUAUUGGCACUGCUGGAAUGAACAAGUUGUGAUAGGAACACAUAUUUAAAGGGAAACGAAAGGAAAGCAACGUCCAGCCUAAGAGGGAAUCUCCCUGAUGCUAUGCCUUUUCCUAAGAGUCAGUUUUCCUGAAUCUUGGUGAAGCUGCCAUAUUCCAGGAACUGAGCAACAAAGCCAAAAUCCAGGGUAAAAAAAAUCAUGGUAGCAGCAGGAAUUAACCCUGAUGUGGAGAGACACAAACAAUGGAAGCACCAUCUCCUGAACCAGCCUUUGUCGAUGUGGAUAAAGGACUAACUUUGGCGUGUAUUGUCUUCCUCUGCCUUUUUCUCAUUGUCAUGAUUAUCCGCUGUGCCAAAGUGAUCAUGGACCCUUACAGUGCCAUCCCAACAUCCACGUGGGAGGAGCAGCACCUGGAUGACUGACCAACAUGAGGGCUUGGGGACAAGGUGGUCCCCAGCCCUCUACGCAUUAGACCAACCAAGGACUUGGUGCAAGAAAGCACAGCUUCAGAGGCCACCUUCCCAGGAUGAGAGCACUAAAUAUAACUCCUCUUCACACCAAGAUGCUUACAGCAAUGGUGAAGUUUUGAGAGCACACUGAUUACAACUCUGUGCAGAUCUACUUGAAUUCUUCAGCCCUUCUGAUCUAUUGCUAUGCUUUCUCUCUCUUCCAGGUUUUAAUGAGAGCAACUAUGAUGAUUCCAUUACACCAAGUAGCACAAAUGCUCUUUCGAUACUAUAACUCUCUUUCAAGCUUUCUCUAGCGUAAUCUCUACUUAACAACUUUGGCUGUGUUUAAAUCCAAUAUGUGCAACUUUAUCCAGACUGCUUAGCAGUUGAGUAGGGCCUGGGCGGUGUCAUCCUUCCCCUACAUAAGGCAAAAGGUGUAUGCGGUCCAUGAAAAACUCAAAAUAUUGUUUCUGGAUUCAUGUCAGUUUAGUAUUCAUGAGAUUAUAUUAAUUAGAUCCAGCUAAUAGGCUUAGUCGCUGUAUAUCUUCCGUAGAAUUAAAGAUUGGUAGCAAUUAUGGAAAGGUCUCUUUCGGCCACUCUCAAGGAUUUACAGGUUCAGGUUAUGCACCUACGAUUUAAGUCAUUAUUUCAAGUGGAAUCAUACUCUACACUUGCCGUGCAUCCACAAAUCCAAGGGUAAAUUGGUCAGUGAGAUCGUUUUUAACAAUAAGAAUACUUAAAACAUGUAGUGAAAGGAUGAAGGAUUUUACUCCAUCAAAUAACAGCCUUACGUGGCCACUUUUGCUUCUUCUUUCUUUAAUGAAAAAAUGUACCGUCCUAAGAGACGUACAAAAUCUAAAUACCCUUAAUGAAAUCAUUGAUGUAGGGAGGAUGAAAGUCACCCGAAAAAGAGAACAGAUGUGGGGAAACCAAGGCAAAACAUGUGAAGGGGGAGAAAGAGGAAAAAGUGUAUCAAUGAUACACAAUUUGUUGGUGAAAGAACCUGGUGAACAAAAGAACUUCUAUGACCCUUAAAGAUUUAUUGGAACAUAAAUCAGUAGGAGUCAAAUGUUCACCAGAUGCUUGAUUAGCCUUAACUGACUGGUAUAGAGCUGGGAUAAGAGGUUGGGGAUAAGAAUAGAAAAAUAAUGUAAUUCUUUAUAGAACUAUUCAGUACAUUUUUUUUUUCAGCUAGCUUACAUGGCUAACAUGCCUGUGUAGGACGAUGUAAUUUUUUAGAAAUGAGCUGACGAAACCAGACCUAUGAAGAUUCUCAGUCAUCCAGGUCAUGGUUGUCCCAAAGCUGAUUUUUCAAAAGGCAACUGAACUUUGUUUUUUUUUUCCCUUGAAAAAGAUGUUUUGCUUCUCAUUCAAAAAGCUUCUUCAGUUCAGAACUGAAGCAGCUUUUUUGGAUGAGAAGCGAAACGCCUUCAAGGAAAAAUUAAGCAAGUCCAGUUGCCUUUUGGAAAAAGCACAUUUGGGACACAAUUGCUAUGGCAUUCCUAAAAUAUAUUUGCCAAGAAAGUAUCAGGAAAUCCAAAAUCUGUACGUGUCCAAAAAGUGUUUCUUAAAAACAUUGAC
Molecule: messenger RNA, 2112 nt
Organism: Crotalus tigris (Tiger rattlesnake)
Lineage: Eukaryota; Metazoa; Chordata; Lepidosauria; Squamata; Viperidae
Gene: CTXND1
Product: cortexin domain containing 1
Exons: 3
Coding region: 325-504 (59 amino acids)
Source: RefSeq, a predicted model, not a curated record